Molecule: messenger RNA, 873 nt
Organism: Alternaria infectoria
Lineage: Eukaryota; Fungi; Ascomycota; Dothideomycetes; Pleosporales; Pleosporaceae
Exons: 1
Coding region: 1-873 (290 amino acids)
Source: RefSeq, a predicted model, not a curated record
AUGAUUCGAAAAUUACUGGCGGCUAGCAAGAUGGAAGACUAUGCUCUGAUCCCACAAGCCGGCCGGGUGCUUGAAGACGAGCAACUCAUCCAAGACACCCUUCACCAAGUGUUCAAGAACGCAACCCCUCCAGAUGUCGCGCGCUACCUGCAACGCAUGACCGAGCUGAAAGACGGGACACCAGAGUGCGACGUCCAAAGAUACUGCGAAAUCAUCCUCAGCGCCAACGUCGAAGUGCCAAAAAGCUUCGGCACCCAUGAUCUAGAAGCAGUGAAGACCUUACUAACCUCAUCCCUACCACUACCAGAGACCGCAAUUCAAAAGUACUGCAAGAAACUUCUACAGGCGAAAGAUCUGGGGCACUCAUACGACUACGACGACAGCGCUGGAUCUUUCAUUAUCGUGGAACAGAAGCUAGGCGCUGAGUACCUGCUUGUGCUUCUGCCGCUACUAGCGCGGACCUUCGCAAGCAACAUACCGUGGUUGAUCACGCUCCUGACUCGAGUCAAAAGCUCGAAACCCUGGACUUCCGAUACGUUCCUACCGAAGUUUACUGACGCGGUUAUCGGACCUGCGAUCGACGGUUUCUAUCUCAAUAACCGCAAAUUCAAUCAAACAAUCCGCGAGAUUAAUCAUGGCAAUGCGGGCGCCACGGAAGAUGAGCUGGAACGUUUUCUUCAACUCCUGAAUGAUAUGGGCUUGGAUGAGAUGGUGGACAAGUUGACAGACAAGAUGGCGCGGUCCGACCAGCUCAAGGUUGAUGAAUUUCAAGAUGCGCUUGCGAAGAAGACGACGGCGUACUUGGCGAGGAAGCGUAAGGCGAUGGAGUUAGCGGACAGUCGGCAGGAGAAAAAGAGCAAAGCAGUGCGCUGA